GUAGUAGAAGCCGAUCCGUCAGUCGACUACGCGAUUCCGCGCUCUGGUGCUGGUCUCCGUCGUGUCUUUUACUCCUCCGUUGCUCCCCGCUGCAUCCCAGCGAACUGACUGCUUUCAGUUUCUCUUCCCUCCGCGAUCGUGUAACGCAAACAUCGAUCAACGGCUACAUCAAAAUGGCCGCGCGCUGAGAAGGAAGUUUGAGAGUCCGAGUUGUCCUGGGAUCAUCUUCUCGGCCGAGGCCCUCGACCUCCUCGUGAUACUCCGUUCUCGCGAGGCGUUUAUUCGACGAUGACGUCGGCGCGGCGACAAAAUCUUGGAUAGAAUCUCGCGCGGAAGGAACAGGAAGCAACGCUCGAGAAACCGCGGGUAAUUUGAAUUUAAGAUCGGCCUGGCCGGAGCGAGCAGCGAGCCACUGGUGGACGCUCAUGCCGGGCUCAGACGGAAGGAUUCAUCUCAGGAGUGCGAGAGGAAAUAUCGCCGGUGAACGCGGAAGCGUCGUGACGUCUUGAAAGAACACCAUCUCUUUCUCCAUCUCCCUUCUUUCUUGCCUUCUUUUAAACAAACUAAUUUCCUCCUCUCGAACGAGACUACGGAAGGAUGUCGCGGAGAACGGAACGAAACUCGGCGCUACUCGUCGUGCCGUGUCUGACGUCGUUGCUGCUGAUGCUGGCGACGACGUCCUGGAAAAGCGCGCGGGCUCACGUGGCACUCACGUUCCCACCUGCCAGGCAGUACGACCUGGACUUCCUGGAUAAUGCCAGAACACCGCCGCCAUGCGGCAUGCCACGUGGCCACGUCAAGACGUCGUUACUGGCAGGAAGCAAUUUCAACGUCACGUGGCACCUCGCCUAUCCCCAUAGGGGAGGCUUUCGGCUUCAGAUCUUAGAUUUUUACGAUAGACCUCUGAUCGACCUGACGCCCAUCACACGAAACAGCGAAUUCGUCGAAGACGAUGCUACGGCACAGAAUUAUGCCGUGCAGCUGCCACAAGAUUUCAGCUGUACCGACUGCACCAUCAGACUGCUGCGGGAGGCCGAGGAAUGGGGCUCCAGCUACAGAUUUUGGUCGUGUGCCGACAUUGAUAUUCGUGACAAGAAAGAUUAUCGGGAAGAUUGUAGCGGUCAUGGACGUUACCUGCUGGGCAGGUGCAGAUGCGAUCGUCUUUAUCACGGCGCGAGGUGCGAAUUCAAGGAGGAAUGUCUGGACGAUUCGGACUGCGGUAUUCAGGGCACGUGCAUCGACAAUAAUGGCACGACCGCGCCUACCAAGCAUUGCUACUGCAACACCGGCUGGUUCGGUCCGGGUUGUGCGAAGAGAUCGCCGGUGAAAAGCAUUGACAUAGACUUGGACUCUUACACAAUGAAGCGAUUUUCCGAUGACAUCAUAUUCUACUGGAGAAUCUUGAAGGAAAGCAAAGAGCUUGAGGGUAUCCUUAUGGCCAAUUCUACAACGUGGAUCGCUAUUGGAUGGAGACCCGACGAUCUGGGACCGACCUGUCGAUCCUUUCCAAUGAUCAGGGAUAUACCCGAACCACUUCCGCAGCCGGAACCAAAAUUGGAAUCAGUCCUCGAAACGGAGCCAAAAUCUAAACCAGAACCCGAACCGGAACCCGAACCCGAACCAGAACCAGUACCAGAACCAGAACCAGAACCAGAGCCCGGCAUAGAAGGCGAGAAAUCAAUUGCAAAGAGACGAUCGGCUAAAGCGGACGUUGCAAUAUUCGUAACUUCACGACCAGAUGCCGACGUUACCGUGCAAACCAGUGUAACUUAUCAAGUCAGCACGAAGCAAGGUCGCAAGAGAAGAUCUCCGGAACCAAUCACGAUAUCUACAAAUGGAAAACCGAUCGCCAAGUCCAGCAUUGUCGUCGGGCAAGAACCGAAAUCCGAGCCAGAACCUACCUCUGAGCCAGAACCCAGCUCUGAACCAGAACCAAAAUCCGAACCGGAACCUAGCUCUGAGCCAGAACCGAAAUCCGAACCGGAACCUAGCUCUGAACCAGAACCAAAAUCUGAGCCAGAACCGAAAUCCAAGCCAGAACCUAGCUCUGAGCCAAAGCCAAAAUCCGAGUCAGAGCCAAAAUCCGAGCCAGAACCAAAAUCCGAGCCAGAGCCAAAAUCCGAACCAGAACCGAAAUCUGAGCCAGAGCCAAAAUCCGAGCCGGAGCCGAAUUCUGCACCGGAACCAAAAUCCGAACCAGAACCUAAUUCUGAGCUAGAACCAAAAUCCGAGCCGGAACCAAAAUCUGAACCGGAACCAAAAUCUGAACCGGAACCUAAAUCUGAACCAGAACCUAAAUCUGAAUCGGAACCCAAUUCGAAGUCGGAACCAAAGUCGGGAGCGACGAAAGCAUCGUUACCGGCACCAGGACACAAGUACACACCUAAGCACGACUUCAACCCGAUGGACUGCACGGACAUUAUAAUCGGCAUGGCGCGAGGGACGAAUUAUAGGAUCGGCGAUUAUUACACAAGGGAUCGGUCGACGCCGCGCAAGGACGAAUAUUGGGGCGGAAGGGACAGUUUGACGGCCGCAUUCGGUUACGAGCGCGAUGGUGUCACGACGAUGCUCUUCCGCAAGAAAUUGGCCGCCGCGGAGCCAACCGAUCACGAGAUUCGUGAUGGCAAUAUGCAUGUGAUUUGGGCGAAAGGUCAAGAGCCGGGCAAAUACGUGCAUCAACCGGCUAGCGGUAUCGAAAAGGCCAAGGCCAACGUCAAAGACUUUUACAAGAUCGACGAGCUUAAAUAUCACGGCCACGGAAUGCAGAGAGGCGCGGUGACGAUGAAUUUCUUUGACGAAGCUAAAAAACCGGAAUUCGCCGGUGGUGUAACAUUACAAGAUGGCCGCUGCGGUGGUCAGUGGCGUUAUCCGAGGAAUUGUUUGCCAGAGAAUGGCACUUGCGAAUACGCUAUACAAUGGACGUACAAGGGUAAAAAGGAUCUGAUAACAUUCGUAAUUUCCACGAUGAAUACCAAUACGUGGACCGGAGUUGGAUUUUCCGACGACGGCAGCAUGUCGCAAACCGAUGCCGUACUUGGCUGGGUCGACAAGACGAACGGUCGGGCUUUCUUGAUGGACACUUGGAUCAGCGGCUACAACGCGCCGUUGCUAGAUCCUUCGCAAGACGUCUACAACAUCAGCGGUCGUAUUGAAAACGGUGUAACUACUCUCGAAUUUUCGAGAAAACGUGUUACGGAGGACAGCAGGGAUCUUUCGUUCACCGACGAUCACUGCUUGUACAUGAUGUUCCCGGUAAAAGGUGGCAUAUUCAAUCCGAUCAAUAAGAAGAUUCGGAAACACGAUGCAAAACCGAUUGUUUCGUCAGAUAGAAUAUGUAUCAAGUCCUGCGGCUUGGAAGAAAUUGAAGACCAAACCACGCACGCGCCACCGAGAUUGCAUUAUGAUAUCGAAGUCAAACUCGUUAAUCUGGGCGAUGGAUUUAUAACUCCCGCACCCGGCAGUCCCGACUUUGAACUGAUCUCGAACAAGAUAUCAGACAGUUUUGGACCAGUCUUUGAAAAACUGCCAGGCUACUAUCAAGUCCGGCUUGAUGAGUUACGAAAAGACAACGAACAAGGUGUGUUUGCCCGUAUGAAUCUAAUCCUUGACAAGAACAAAGCUAAAGGCAGAUCUUUGAAAGCUGCGGACACCAGGAUAGAGGCAGAAAAAGCGUUACGCGAAGCAUUGGUGACAGGCAAAGUCGGUGCGCUCAGUGUCGAUCCGCAGUACUUAAUAAUCAGAGCACCUCGAGUGAACGAUAUUGAGGCGGAAGAUGAAAACGAUCGGUCAUCUUCUUCAGAUUUAUUUUUGGGUGCGACGAAGCUCUAUAUCGUCGUCGGUUGUGUAGCAGCUUUGCUAGCCCUUGCAUUAUUGCAGGCUAGUUGCACUCUUUACAGGAGCUCAAAAAGAAGAGCAACCAAGGAACGUUUGAUCGCUAGCAAUGCCUGGAAGGACUAUGCUUCCGGCGCAAACACAAACUUUGCAUUCGAAGCAUUCGAAACGGAGGAGAAGGCGCCGCCGCCACCGGUUUCCAGCCUGCCGAGACCAAGAGAAAUGAUGACUAGUAACGGUAUGUCUAUCAUGAACGGUAACGAUACCAUCGAUGGACCAAAUAGAAUGGUCGGACCUAGAGCAACCUACAGCCUGCCUCGCGCGCCCGGUGCCAGACAUUCGGCGCCUGUCCAACCUGGAUACUAUACGCAAGAUCGCAGGGAUCAUUACGGGCGUGCCAGGAGUAUGCACAAUCCGGCAGGUGCCCAAGCGAAUCAGCCGGACUUCUACUUUAUGCCCAGUCAACGAAAAUACAGUGGUGAGGUCGUGCGUGUGUACGUGGAUUACGGCAGCCAGGUGGCCAAGUAGGAUUUAGACCGCGUAUCACACGAUAGAACGAUUUAAUCGAGAAACCUCACUGAAAUAACUUGUGUGUAUGUAUGUAUAUAUAUAUAUAUAUAUAUA
This is a messenger RNA of Cataglyphis hispanica, 4455 nucleotides long. RefSeq lists its product as uncharacterized. The record is from RefSeq and is a predicted model, not a curated record. NCBI's taxonomy places the organism in Eukaryota, Metazoa, Arthropoda, Insecta, Hymenoptera, Formicidae. The transcript has 17 exons. Bases 598 to 4359 code for a protein of 1253 amino acids.